This is a messenger RNA of Daktulosphaira vitifoliae (grape phylloxera), 1199 nucleotides long. RefSeq lists its product as uncharacterized. Lineage: Eukaryota; Metazoa; Arthropoda; Insecta; Hemiptera; Phylloxeridae. The transcript is spliced from 3 exons. Bases 1 to 666 code for a protein of 221 amino acids. The record is from RefSeq and is a predicted model, not a curated record.
AUGGAGACGAAAAGAAAUUCACGAAAAAGUAUUUAUUUAAUUGGUAAUAGUUCACAUCAACUCGUUGGAUGUAAAUUACCAUCAAAUAGACAAGUUUUAUCGGUAUUAUUUUUUAAUAUUCGAGAAGUUAACUUGAGUGUUCUUGAUAGUGCGCGUUUAGUGAUCGAUGAAACAUUGAUAUUCUGGCAAAAAGCUCGAAUACCUACUAAAGAAGUUCGUAAUUGUUUACCAAAAUUAGAGAAUUUGUACAAUACAUGGCGUAAUUUGCAAAAAAAUUCAAGUCGGCGUACAAAUACUCAGAUAGAUAAAGAAAACAAUUUGUACAAUGUGUUUGAUGAGCUAUUUGAUAUUACUCAUGCAGAUUUAUUAGACAUGAUGACUAUUGAUAUAGACAAGCAGUUUUUAAUAAGUCAAAGACAAAAAGGUCGUCCAGGAUCACUUAUUAGCGUUGAUGUAACUUACCAAAAAGAAGAAUUUAAGCAAUUAAAAAAAUUAAAAGAAUUUGAGAAAAAAAGAAAACAUAAUGAAGAUGAAUUCAAAUUAAUUACUAAUUCUGUUCUACAAGCGACGACACAGAAGAAAGUUUGCCUGAUGAUUUUGUAUACAAUGAUGACUUCAGUAAUUUGUUUGAUGGCAAUGUUAAAAAAACUAAAGAUCAAACAUUAAAUUUAGAAGAUAUUAAUUUUUCACCGGGUCCGUCUAAUGAAACUAAUGUUUUGCCAAUAUCAAGCUCCAUAAAACAAAGAGGUACAAUAGACAUAAUGACUGUAAAGUUAUCUUCAGCAUUAGAUUGGUGCAAAAUAAGCGACCGAGACGCAGUGCACAUUAUAAUUGCAGCGGCUGAAUCAUUAGAACAUGAUGUCAAUGAUAUCAUAGUUAAUAGGUUAUCAAUUAAACAACACCGUGAAAAAAUAUGUUAGAAUUUAGCUACAGAAAUUUGCGACAAAUUUUCUGUGAUUAAUCUCAAUACCUUAGUUUUACAUUGGGACGGCAAAUUAUUACCUGAUUUAUGUAGUAAACAAAUAGUUGAUAGACUACCUAUAAUUAUUUCAAAUAAUGGAAAUGACCAACUAUUAGCAGUACCAAAGUUGUUAAACGGAACUUCUAAAUCACAGGCUGAGGCUAUAUAUCAAAGGUUGGUCGAUUGAGGUUUAACAAACCACGUAAAAGCUAUGUGUUUUGAUACUACAGCCACUAAC